This is a messenger RNA of Symsagittifera roscoffensis, 2394 nucleotides long. Its product is annotated as sorting nexin-29-like. Bases 51 to 2303 code for a protein of 750 amino acids. Gene Ontology annotation, molecular function: phosphatidylinositol binding. Lineage: Eukaryota; Metazoa; Xenacoelomorpha; Acoela; Convolutidae. The transcript is spliced from 6 exons. The record is from RefSeq and is a predicted model, not a curated record.
AGUCAAAGUUAUGUAAAUGAAUAGACCUGCAAGCUGGAAACCGAAAACGAAUGGCUUCCAGUUCCAGUGGAAACACCAGUAUUGCUUCGAGUAGCACAAGUCCCCCGUCGAACCCAGCCCCGAGUCCCUUCGACUUACAGGAAGAGGAGCGUGAAAAGAUAUUCUCGUAUGCGGUAGAAGCGGUUAAGCAAUGCCAAAACACUUUCGGAGGUAAAUCACAGCUAGCGGCGGAUACUGACACAACAGUUUCUAUACUGCUGCUAAGAUUAGAAAGGAUUUUCCAACAUGGUCUGAAGCAAAGAUUGACCAAAGCCGUUAUUGAUGGAGCAUUUCGACAGAUUACAGAACUGAGUGGUAUCAAUUUGAACUAUAUGAAACCAGAACUCGGAGAAGAUGUAGUAUUUUGGAGUUUUGUCAAAAAUUUUCUCAACAAAGAUGAACUAGCGAGGUUUAUGGCUUUAAAAAAUAUCACGUCGGAGUUCGGUCGCGGGAGAGCGUGGGUUCGAGCGGCUCUAAAUGAACACAACUUAGAUCGCUAUGUGUCUAUGAUCCUAGCAGAUCCGCUGCUGACUAAGCAGUUUUACGAGCCGUAUGCCUUUUUGCUAGAUACAGAGAAAGCUGCGACUUUGCCGCAGAUGAUUUCGAGCUUGAGAAAUAUUUAUUUUGCGUUGAAGAUAGAUAACUCGGAUUUGGAUUUUGGACGAAAUCUGGCUACUGUUGCAGAUUUUUCGGAAUCUCCAGAUAUUGGUCUCGAUAAAGCUGGAGCUAACAAAAUCCAACAACGUCAGGAGUCACUGCUGCUUAGAACUGAUUCGUCGGGUAGUUCUGAGAAAAGGCGAAAGCAUAAGAAAAAGAAACUGGCCAAAAUUGAAGAACUGUCAAGAAACAACCAGGUGCCGUCAUUAUUUGGCACCCAGGGUUCGUCAGCUAUAUCGGCACCAACUUCCAGUAGCUUGGGCCAGGGUUACGACCAGACCUUGGAUCCAUUCCAAAUAUCCGAUUCGAGUGCUCCUCCGGAUUUGAUUCCAAUUUUCGAGAAGCUUGAAAUCAAUCACCCAAUGGGAAGACUUGACAUGUCAUCGCAGAACUCGGAGUCGUUGGACGAUGGAUCCGGAAUAACAGGAGUCUCUGGAAGUCUGGAACUUCUGGAGGACAGUGGGGACUACGUAGGGUCGGAGUUGGGAGGAGCGAUGGGAGGAGCUUCUUCUGUUGAUUCACUUCAUCAGAGUACGAUAAGAGGCGGCGCUGGACGAAGACCAGGCCAUCACCGGAGUCAGUCUGACAACGCAGCUAAACUGCAGGCUAUUAAAAUGGAGUUUGCGAAUGGGAGUAAUUCUGCGACGUCCAGUCUGACCUCGGAGGAAAUGAAGCAGGCCGUUCUGGAUAUGAUGCGACGCAAAGAUGAAUUCGAACGGGAGAAUAACUCGCUAAAGGACCAACUGAGACAAGAAAAAGCAUACUCGGAGGGACUCCAGAAAGUGUUGGACUCCACUAAACAGGAGCUGGACACUCUCCAGAGCACAAGCGAAGAGGUUGAAAGCAGUUUGAGGAAGGAGGUGGAUGUUUUGAAGGGACAGUUGAAGCGAUAUGUGAGUGCGGUGAACACUCUCAAGCAGGAUAGGAAAGCCACGGUGAAAGCUGCAGUACAAGAUGCUACCUCAAAUAUUGAAAUCGACUCCGCCUGUUCCUCGCACGACGCUCUAGACAAUCUAAGUCGGACUUCAUCAGUGGAAGGGGAAUCUUCAGGCUAUGAGGCAAAACUGAUAGCGAUGAGUGGACUGCAUGCGGAGCUAUUGGAGUUAAAUGAGCAGUUGCAGAGUGAGAAUAUGAGUAAAGAGAGGACUAUCCAUCAUCUGAGAAAUGAAAUCAAUGUACUCCGAGGUCCACUACCAGGCAAUGAGUUUCUGACGGUGGAAGACCUCGCAGCCAUGUUUGUCAAUGUCUGGAUUCCCUCAUCCUUCCUGAGACAGUCGCACCAAAUAUACCACGUGCACAUCAGAGUCAAGAACGAAGAGUGGCGCAUAUUCAAACGAUACCAGCAGUUCCACGAUUUCCACAACUCCCUCAAAAAAGAGUACCCAGUUGUAGAUACAUUUGAGUUCCCGCCUAAAACAAUUAUGAGAAAUAAAGAUGCGACAUUUGUCGAGGAGCGCAAGCAGUCGUUGCAAAGAUACCUUCAGAAAACGACGAAUUUUUUGGUCCGACAGCACUCGCGGAUUCGCACGCAGUUGUCCAAAGAUGUGUUAAUAAACUUUCUCCCAUUUUUCAGUCCGGUGCAUAAUGCUUUCACAGUAAAUCGAUAGUAUGCUUUACAAAACGUUAGAAUUAAUAUUUAUGAUUUAGUCGAAUCUGAAAAUUUCGCAGAUAUUUAGGAAGUGAAAUAUUAAAUUUUUU